Messenger RNA from Bubalus bubalis (water buffalo), 1311 nucleotides. RefSeq names its product transmembrane serine protease 11B (gene TMPRSS11B). Gene Ontology annotation, molecular function: serine-type endopeptidase activity. Gene Ontology annotation, cellular component: plasma membrane. The record is from RefSeq and is a predicted model, not a curated record. Gene Ontology annotation, biological process: proteolysis. Lineage: Eukaryota; Metazoa; Chordata; Mammalia; Artiodactyla; Bovidae.
AUGGUCAACAUCAUCACUAUCUUUGUUCCUGACUCCACCAUAAUAACCAGAAUACUAUGUACAGUGUCAGAAUUUGUUAUAACGAAGUCUGAUUUAGGAUAUGAUACUGGACACACCAGCGUAUCUUCUCAGAGAAGAUCUUGGCCGUUAUGGAGAACCAUCCUUAUUUUUCUUGGAGUUGUGGCAAUUUGGGGAUUAACUAUUGGCCUCCUUGUCCAUUUUCUGGCAGUUGAAAAGACUUACUAUUACCAAGGUGAUUUUGAUAUUUCUGGAAUCACAUACAAUGAUAAUUGUGAAAAAACGGUUUCACAGGCCAGCACAGAUCUGAGCAAAGAUACUGAGAUUAAGAUGUCUGAUGCACUUCAAAAUUCUAGUGUAUACAAAGAAUAUAUAAACUCAAAAGUCAUCAAACUUCUUCCUGAUUCCAAUGGUUCAAAUGUACAGUUACAGUUGACAUUCAAGUUUCCUCCAGCAAAAAAGAAUAGCAUGAGGACUAAAAUCAAGAUUAUUUUACAUCAGAAGUUGAAGGACACCAUGGCAUCCUGGAAUGCAGUUCCCACUUCCAUUAAAGUUACAGAAAUCAUCAAGAAUAAUGUUGAAAUGCUUACCAACAAAUGUUGUGGGAGAAGACUGACCAACAGUAUCACAGUAGGCAACCGAAUUGUGAAUGGGGAAAAUGCACUGUGGCCUCCACUGAUCAGCAGCAGGUGGCUCCUAUCUGCAGCGCAUUGCUUUGCUAGGAAAAAAUAAUCAGAAGAUUGGAGGGUUAACUUUGGAACUGUAGUAAAUAAACCGUAUAUGACACGGAAAGUUCAAAACAUUAUUAUUCAUGAAAAUUUUAGUGGCCCUGGCAUUCAUGAUGAUAUUGCCCUUGUACAGCUCGCUGAAGAAGUCUCUUUUACGAGGUAUGUUCAUGAUUUGAAGAUUUGUCUUCCUGAAGCCAAAAUGAAACUCUCAGCAAAUGACAGUGUUGUAGUUACAGGAUGGGGAACACUUUAUAUGAAUGGUCUUCUUCCAGUGAUACUUCAGCAGACCUUUUUGAAGAUUAUUGAUAACAGAGUUUGCAAUGCUCCAUAUGCAUUAUCUGGCUUGGUGACUGAUACAAUACUAUGUGCUGGAUUUAUGUCAGGAGAAGCAAAUGCCUGUCAGAAUGAUUCUGGUGGAUCACUAGCUUACUCCAACUCUAGGAACAUCUGGCACCUUGUUCAAAUAGUAAGAGCGGGAGAAGAGUGUGGUAAAAAGAAUAAACCAGGUGUCUACACUUGAGUGACUGCUUAUCAUGACUGGAUUACCUCCAAGACAGGACUCUGA